AUGGUCGUAACCCGAGAACAAGCACUCGAGAAGGAGCUGCGAGACAUCACUCGGGCACUUGAGAAAGAGAAAGAAGCACACACUACAACCAUACAAGAAUUGGGCAGAACAAGGUCGAUUCUGCAAGAGGUGAAGCGCACAAGCAGGGCGGAAAGAGCUGAUUUGGAGCUCAUGACCUUGAAGUGCGCACUCCUACAACAAGACGCGGAAGGCAACGCAGAGAAGGGAGUGGUUCACACAGAUGACAAGAACCUGCGAGGCAUGUUACCCGAUGCACCAGUACAUCCCCCAGCAAAGUACGGAGCGCGUUCGAUCCCUCCUCCGAGUGACUUCGACCGCUCACUUCCGCCACAUUCUGGUCCCGAUAACCACCAUGGCGAGCGUUCCGAUUGUCUGGGGGACGACAUGACUGCCCGUUCUACGCGUGGUACGAAGCGCACUGUCGAUGAGAUGAACUCAAACAGUCCCGACGACACCUCGGCAGCGCCAGAAACCCUCUCGGGCCCCGUAGUCAUAUGCAUCAGAUGCUAUCAACAAAAGCUUCGCUGCGAUCCUGGAGAGCCCUGCCGGAAUUGCGCCACAGCUGUACACUUGUGUAAGAGAGCCAAGUGCGACGACUAUGAGCCGGGAACCUGUAAGCGGGCCAGUUGCCUGAGAGCACAUCGAAAAGACGAGGAGAUAUACAAGAACAUCGUUCGCGCUGGACAUGUCCCGAGAACCGACCCUUCCAAGCCAAGGAUUCCUAAAGCGAAGAAGCCGCGGAAGGGCAAUGACGACGAUGAUGACGACCCUCGGAGUGGUGGCAGCCGUAUUCUUGUUGGUCGUCCGGUGUAG
Molecule: messenger RNA, 834 nt
Organism: Alternaria conjuncta
Lineage: Eukaryota; Fungi; Ascomycota; Dothideomycetes; Pleosporales; Pleosporaceae
Exons: 2
Coding region: 1-834 (277 amino acids)
Source: RefSeq, a predicted model, not a curated record